Elephantulus edwardii (Cape elephant shrew) is the source of this 4932-nucleotide messenger RNA. RefSeq names its product thrombospondin, type I, domain containing 7A (gene THSD7A). Gene Ontology annotation, cellular component: plasma membrane. Gene Ontology annotation, biological process: actin cytoskeleton organization. NCBI's taxonomy places the organism in Eukaryota, Metazoa, Chordata, Mammalia, Macroscelidea, Macroscelididae. Bases 1 to 4932 code for a protein of 1643 amino acids. The transcript has 28 exons. The record is from RefSeq and is a predicted model, not a curated record.
AUGGGGCUGCGAGGCGGGUGCUCGGCGUCCCGGAGCCCGGGCGUCCUGCAGCUGCUGCCGCUGCCACUGCUGCUGCUACUCCUGGGCGCCUGCGGGGCUGCGGCGCAGGGCGAGGCGGGGGCGCCCACCCUCUACCUCUGGAAGACCGGUCCGUGGGGCCGGUGCAUGGGAGACGACUGUGGCCCAGGAGGCAUUCAGACCAGGGCGGUGUGGUGUGCCCACGUGGAAGGAUGGACAACACUGCAUACCAACUGUAAGCAGGCGGAGAGACCGAAUAACCAGCAGAAUUGUUUCCGCAUUUGUGAUUGGCACAAAGAAUUGUACGACUGGAGCCUGGGGCCCUGGAAUCAGUGCCGGCCAGUGAUUUCCAAAAGCCUGGAGAAACCCCUCGAGUGCGUUAAGGGGGAAGAAGGCAUCCAGGUGCGAGAGAUAACGUGCCUCCAGAAAGACAGAAACAUUGCUGCGGAGGAUAUCAUCUGUGAGUACUUCGAGCCCAAGCCGCUCCUGGAGCAGGCCUGCCUCAUCCCCUGCCAACAGGAUUGCAUCGUUUCCGAGUUUUCGGCCUGGUCCGAGUGCUCCAAGACCUGCGGCAGUGGGCUCCAGCACCGGACGCGUCACGUGGUGGCACCCCCGCAGUUUGGCGGCUCGGGCUGCCCGAACCUGACGGAGUUCCAGGUGUGCCAGUCCAGCCCGUGCGAGGCUCCGGAGAGCAGGUACAGCCUGCACGUGGGUCCCUGGAGCGCGUGCUCUGUGCCCCACGCGCGGCAGGUCAGGCAGGCCCGGAGGCGCGGCAGGAACAGGGAGCGCGACAAGGACCGUGGGAAAGGAGUGAAGGAUCCGGAGGCCCGGGAACUUCUCAAGAAGAAGAGGAACAGGAACAGGCAGAACAGACAGGAGAACAAAUACUGGGACAUCCAGAUUGGCUACCAGACCAGGGACGUUACUUGCACCAACAAGACUGGGAAAGCGACUGAUCCGAGCUUUUGCCAGCAAGAGAAGCUACCCUUGACCUUUCAGUCCUGUGUGAUCACCAAAGAGUGCCAAGUGUCUGAGUGGUCGGAAUGGAGCCCAUGCUCCCAAACUUGCUAUGAUACGGGGUCACCUAAAGGCACCCGCGUAAGGACACGCACCAUCAGGCAGUUUCCUAUUGGCAGCGAAAAAGAGUGCCCAGGACUUGAAGAGACAGAAUCCUGUACGUCCCAGGGAGAAGGCAUCGAGCCCUGUGCCAUGUAUGACUGGCGAACCACUGAGUGGACAGAGUGUCGGGUGGACCCUUUGCUCAGUCAGCAAGAUAAGAGGAGAGGGAACCAGACCGCCCUCUGCGGAGGAGGAGUCCAGACCCGAGAGGUGUACUGUGUGCAGACCAGUGCAAACCCCCUCUCCCAACUAAAAACCCAGAGAGACAAAGAAGUCUUAAAACCCGUAGACCUGAAAUUAUGCACUGGUCCAGUCCCCAAUACUACACAACUGUGCCACAUUCCAUGCCCCAUUGAGUGUGAAGUUUCACCUUGGUCAGCUUGGGGACCCUGUACUUAUGAAAACUGUAAUGACCAACAAGGCAAAAAAGGUUUCAAAUUGAGGAAGCGGCGGAUUACCAAUGAACCGACUGGAGGCGCUGGAGGGACUGGAAACUGUCCUCACUUACUGGAAGCCAUUCCCUGUGAAGAGCCAUCCUGUUAUGAAUGGAAAGCAGUGAGGCUUGGAGACUGUGAACCGGAUAAUGGGAAAGAGUGUGGUCCAGGCACACAAGUUCAAGAGGUUGUGUGUAUCAACAGUGAUGGAGAAGGAGUUGACAGACAGCUCUGCCGAGAUGCCAUCUUCCCCAUCCCUGUUGCCUGUGAUGCCCCAUGCCCAAAGGACUGUGUGCUCAGUAUGUGGUCAGCCUGGUCCUCCUGCUCACACACCUGCUCAGGGAAGACCACAGAAGGGAAACAGAUACGAGCGCGGUCCAUUCUGGCCUAUGCAGGUGAAGAAGGUAGAGCUCCCUGCCCAAAUAGCACGGCUUUACAAGAGGUGCGCAGCUGUAAUGAGCAUCCUUGCACUGUGUACCACUGGCAAACCGGCCCAUGGGGUCAGUGCAUUGAGGACACCUCAGUAUCAUCCUUCAACACAACUACGACUUGGAAUGGGGAAGCCUCUUGCUCCGUCGGCAUGCAGACAAGAAAAGUCAUUUGUGUACGAGUCAAUGUGGGCCAAGUGGGACCCAAAAAGUGCCCCGAGAGCCUUAGGCCUGAAACAGUGAGGCCCUGUCUUCUUCCUUGUAAAAAGGACUGCUUGGUGACACCAUAUAGUGACUGGACUGCAUGUCCCUCCUCGUGUAAAGAAGGGGAGUCAGGAGUCAGGAAGCAGUCUCGGCAUCGAGUCAUCAUUCAGCUUCCAACCAAUGGAGGCCGGGACUGCGUGGACCCUCUCUAUGAGGAGAAGGCCUGUGAGACUGUGCAAGUGUGUCAGAGUUACAGAUGGAAGACUCACAAAUGGCGCAGGUGCCAGCUGGUCCCAUGGAGUGUGCAGCAGGGCAGUCCUGGAGUCCAGGAAGGCUGUGGUCCAGGACGACAGGCAAGAGCCAUUACUUGUAGAAAGCAAGACGGAGGACAGGCUAGCAUCUUUGAAUGCUUCCAAUAUGCAGGCCCUGUGCCAGCCCUCACCCAAGCCUGCCAGAUCCCCUGCCAAGACGACUGUCAAUUCACCAGCUGGUCUAAGUUUUCGUCAUGCAAUGGAGACUGUGGUGCUGUUAGGACCAGAAAGCGCACUAUUGUUGGAAAAAGUAAAAAGAAAGAAAAAUGUAAAAAUUCUCAACUAUACCCAUUGAUUGAGACUCAGUAUUGUCCUUGUGACAAAUAUAAUGCACAGCCCGUGGGGAACUGGUCAGACUGUAUUUUGCCAGAAGGUAAAGUUGAAGUGUUGCUGGGGAUGAAAGUACAAGGAGACAUCAAGGAAUGUGGACAAGGAUAUCGUUACCAGGCAAUGGCAUGUUACGAUCAAAAUGGCAGACUUGUGGAAACAUCCAGAUGUAAUAGUCAUGGUUAUAUUGAAGAGGCCUGCAUCAUCCCCUGCCCGUCAGACUGCAAACUCAGCGAGUGGUCCAACUGGUCACGAUGCAGUAAGUCCUGUGGAAGUGGUGUGAAGGUUCGCUCUAAAUGGCUACGUGAAAAACCCUAUAAUGGUGGAAGGCCGUGUCCCAAGCUGGACCAUGUCAACCAGGCUCAGGUGUAUGAGGUUGUCCCAUGCCACAGUGACUGCAGCCAAUACAUAUGGGUCACAGAGCCGUGGAGUGUGUGCAAGGUGACUUUCGUAAACACAAAGGAGAACUGCGGAGAGGGCGUGCAAACCCGCAAAGUGAGAUGUAUGCAGAACACAGCAGAUGGCCCUUCUGAUCAUGUAGAAGAUUACCUCUGUGACCCAGAAGAGAUGCCUCUUGGCUCUAGAGAAUGCAAACUGCCAUGCCCAGAGGAUUGUGUGAUAUCUGAAUGGGGUCCAUGGACACGAUGUGCUUUGUCUUGCAAUCAAAGCAAUUUCCGGCAGAGGUCAGCUGAUCCCAUCAGACAACCUGCUGAGGAAGGAAAACCCUGUCCUGAUGCUGUUGAGAAGGAGCCCUGUAACCUGAACAAAAACUGCUACCACUACGAUUACAACGUAACAGACUGGAGUACAUGUCAGCUGAGUGAAAAGGCAGUGUGUGGAAAUGGUAUUAAAACAAGAAUGUUGGAUUGUGUUCGGAGUGAUGGCAAGUCAGUUGACCUGAAAUAUUGUGAAGAGCUUGGCCUGGAGAAGAACUGGCAGAUGAAUAUAUCCUGCAUGGUUGAAUGUCCUGUGAACUGUCAACUGUCUGAUUGGUCACCUUGGUCAGAAUGUUCACAAACAUGUGGCCUUACAGGAAAAAUGGUACGAAGACGAACAGUGACUCAGCCUUUUCAGGGUGAUGGAAGACCAUGCCCCACCUUGAUGGAACAAUCUAAGCCUUGCCUCGUGAAGCCCUGCUAUCAGUGGCAGUAUGGCCAGUGGUCUCCGUGCCAAGUCCAGGAUGCCCAGUGUGGAGAAGGUACCAGAGUGAGGAACAUUUCCUGUGUUGUGAGUGAUGGGUCUGUGGAUGAUUUCAGCAAAAUAGUGGAUGAGGAAUUCUGUAGUGACAUCGAGCCCAUUGUAGAUGGUGACCAAAAAAUGAUUUUGGAGGAAACUUGCACACAACCUUGCCCAGGUGAUUGUUAUUUGAACGAAUGGUCUUCUUGGAGCCUCUGUCAGCUGACUUGUGUGAAUGGAGAGGACCUUGGCUUUGGUGGAAUACAGGUUCGAUCCAGAGCAGUGAUUAUACAAGAACUGGAGAAUCAACAUUUGUGUCCAGAGCAGAUGUUAGAAACAAAGUCAUGUGAUGAUGGCCAGUGCUAUGAGUAUAAAUGGAUGGCCAGUGCUUGGAAAGGCUCCUCUCGAACAGUGUGGUGUCAAAGGUCAGAUGGUAUAAAUGUAACAGGGGGCUGCUUGGUGAUGCGCCAACCUGAUGCUGAUAGGUCCUGUAAUCCCCCAUGUAAUCAACCCCACUCAUACUGUACUGAGACAAGAUCAUGCAGUUGUGAAGAAGGGUACACGGAAGUCAUGUCUUCUUAUGGUACACUUGAGCAGUGCACACUUAUCCCCGUGGUGGUGGUACCCACGGUAGAGGACAAAAAAGGAGAUGUGAAAACCAGUCGGGCAGUGCAUCCAACCCAGCCUUCCAUUAACCCAGCAGGAUGGGGAAGGACCUGGUUUCUACAGCCAUUUGGGCCAGAUGGGAGACUAAAGACCUGGGUUUAUGGUGUAGCAGCUGGAGCAUUUGUGUUGCUUAUCUUUAUUGUCUCCAUGAUUUAUCUAGCUUGCAAAAAGCCAAAGAAACCCCAAAGAAGGCAAAACAACCGACUGAAACCUUUAACUUUAGCCUAUGAUGGAGAUGCAGACAUGUAA